Messenger RNA from Nerophis ophidion (straightnose pipefish), 2093 nucleotides. RefSeq names its product fibrinogen C domain containing 1b (gene fibcd1b). The transcript is spliced from 8 exons. Bases 442 to 1893 code for a protein of 483 amino acids. The record is from RefSeq and is a predicted model, not a curated record. Lineage: Eukaryota; Metazoa; Chordata; Actinopteri; Syngnathiformes; Syngnathidae.
GCAGCAGCGCACCGAACCGAUCAGUCCGUCUUCCGCCGCAAGAGCCUCGCUUCUGGCCGUCCUGUGGGCUCUUUUUUGGGGGUUGGGUCCAUCGACUGCUCUCAUCCAGCGGAAAGUAAAGGAGCAAAAAGACUGCUUUUCUUUGUUUUUUUCUUUUUUUUUUUCCCCCGAAAAUGGAAUAAAAUGACUUUUUGAUCCAGGAUUCAGAAAACGGAAUAAUUAAAAAAAAAAAAAAAAAAGGAUAUUUAAGUUCCAAUCCAAGUCCGUGCUCUCCGGCCGUGGAGUAAAGAUCCGCUGCGGGACUUGCUGCGCGCGGUGGUGGAUGUGUUCGCCUUGGACCGGAGCCUUGCAGGCGGAUGUAAUGCGCAGAUUCUCCGCGGGACGCUGACCGAACCGGCCGGUGCUGGGUGCGGGAAAAAAAAACAAAAAAAACAAUAAAUCAUGAACAAUUCUUCCGAACUCGAGGAUGGGACUCGCCACAAAAACCAGACGUUCUGCGAGUGCGUGCCCGGCUCCUCGCAGCUCAAACACCGCUGGUCCGACUCCGAAAGUACCAGGGAGACACCGGCCAAGAGGAUGAGCUGCAGCUACCUGCUCUGCACCAUCCUGCUCUUCGUGGCCGUCCUGCUGGCCGUCACCGUGACCGGCACCAUCCUCUUCAUGAACCACAACCAGGCGCCGCCCAUGUCGGACGGCAUCCCGCACAUUUCCACCAACCAGGACGAGGCCAACGCCCUGGUGACGGUGGAGCGGGGCGACGGCUCCCGCAUCAACAUCUUCAUCGAUCCCAACUGCCCCGACUACAGCAGCAACUUUUUGCGCCUGGAGGGGGUGCAGACCUCGCUGCUGCACUCGCUCACCGACCACGACUCGGAUCUGAAGUCGGUGAAGGGCCAGGACCGGGCGCUUCUGGUCAGCCUGGCGGAGGAAGUGGCCAAGCUGUCCGCCCACGCCGGACAGCUGAAGAUGGACUACGAGUCCCUGCGUCGGGGGCAGGGCAGCCUGGGCCAAGACCUCAACACCCUGCAGUCCGAGCAAGGACGCCUCAUACAGCUGCUGUCGGACAGCCAGAUCAACAUGGUGAAGGUGGUCAACUCGGUGAGCGACGCUCUCAACGCCAUGCAGAAGGAGAACGUGGGCCUGAAGGCGCGCACCAAGGCCGACCUGCAGAGGGCGCCGGCGAGGGGCGCCCGCUUCAAAGGCUGCGCCAACGGCUCGCGUCCUCGCGACUGCGGCGACCUGUACGCCAGCGGCCAGCGAGAAGACGGCAUCUACUCGGUGUUUCCCAUCCACCAUCCCGCUGGCUUCCAGGUGUACUGCGACAUGACCACGGACGGCGGUGGCUGGACGGUGAUCCAGCGCCGGGAGAACGGCUCCGUCAACUUCUUCAGGGCCUGGGAGUCCUACCGCGAGGGAUUCGGGAAGAUCACCGGCGAACACUGGCUCGGUCUCAAGCAGAUCCACGCCCUGUCCAUCCAGGGCAACUACGAGCUGCGUAUCGACCUGGAGGACUUUGAGAACGGCACGGCCUACGCCCAGUACGGCACUUUUGGCGUGGGCCUCUUCUCGGUGGACCCGGACGACGACGGCUACCCGCUGACCGUGGGCGACUACUCGGGCAACGCAGGCGACUCCCUCCUGAAGCACAACGGCAUGAAGUUCACCACCAAGGACCGCGACAACGACCACUCGGAGAACAACUGCGCCUCUUUCUACCACGGCGCCUGGUGGUACCGCAACUGCCACACGUCCAACCUGAACGGCCAGUACCUGCGCGGGCAGCACACGUCCUACGCUGACGGCAUCGAGUGGUCCUCGUGGACGGGCUGGCAGUACUCGCUCAAAUUCUCCGAGAUGAAGAUACGGCCCACGCGCGACCCGGAGAGCAAAUGAAAACACAGGAGCGGGAAUUUUUAUUUAAGUUUUUAAAUUCUGCUUUUUUUGCUCCGCCCCUUUUCUUUACGUGGAGCUGCUCGAUCAGCGCAAGAGUCCAUUUAUUAAAUUUUUUUGGGGGACGAAUCCCCAUCCUGUGGCGCAAACCAAUCCGAUCAUCGCGCUCGGACGACCUCUCACUCGCACCAUUUUCCAGAGCU